AUGGCCUCCUACAACUCAUCCGUCGGUCUUGGACAAGCUAAACUCCUGCCUGUCACGGGCGGCUUCGCCCUACCCUUCACCGUCUAUCUCCUGUGGCUGUCUGCCCGCUGUGUAUGGAUCCGGAACAGCAGCGACGCCUUCAGCGGGGGAGCGAGGGCGGCUAAGAAGACCGAGCAGUCCAAUGGGUACAACGAUCUCCAAGUCGCGACGCGCGCGCACGCCAAUUUUGUCGAGAACGUGCCUCUGGCGCUCGUCCUUGCCGGCACGGCUGAGCUAAACGGGGCAAACCGCACUGCCCUCUCCGUGGUCCUGGGAGGGCUCUUCAUAUUACGCGUGCUGCAUGCCGAGCUCGGGCUGUUCAGGCCCGGGUCGAUGUCCGUCGGGAGACCUCUUGGAUAUUUUGGUACCUGUGCCCUGUUGGGGGGGUUGGCUUGGUAUAAUGCUUGUUUGGUUGGGGAUUAUUGGGGGCCCUGA
Cryphonectria parasitica EP155 is the source of this 474-nucleotide messenger RNA. RefSeq lists its product as uncharacterized. The transcript has 3 exons. The coding region runs from base 1 to 474 and encodes 157 amino acids. Gene Ontology annotation, cellular component: membrane. Lineage: Eukaryota; Fungi; Ascomycota; Sordariomycetes; Diaporthales; Cryphonectriaceae. The record is from RefSeq and is a predicted model, not a curated record.